Cotesia congregata is the source of this 3102-nucleotide messenger RNA. The record is from the annotation of a GenBank genome assembly. Lineage: Eukaryota; Metazoa; Arthropoda; Insecta; Hymenoptera; Braconidae.
AUGUUUAUCGCUCGUAAUAUAAAUAAUAACAAUAAAUCUCGAUUGAUCGUUGUAUUCCAACAAUUGUCAUCAACAAUGAACAGAAAUUUAUCUGGAUCAACGGGUGAGGAGGCACCAACUACUUCUCUAGAAAUGAAUAAGGACAUUAUUAAAAAGCGAUUUGAGAAAAUAAAAAAAUCUCCAAAUGAUUCUCAGCUUUACCGAGGAUUAAUUUUAAAUAAUAACAUGAAAGUGUUACUGAUAAGUGAUCCUACCACAGAUAAAAGUGCCGUUUCAUUGGACGUAAAUGUUGGCUACUUGAAUGAUCCAGCAGAAUUGCCAGGACUGGCUCAUUUUUGUGAACACAUGCUGUUUCUUGGUACCGAAAAAUACCCAGACAAAAAUUCAUACAACUCGUAUCUGUCUCAGCACGGUGGUAGUUCCAACGCAAUGACCCUACCGGAUUACACUCAGUAUCAUUUUGACGUAAGUCCAGAGUAUCUCGAGGGGGCGGUGGAUCGUUUUGCCCAAUUUUUUAUAGCUCCGCUGUUUACCGAGUCUGCGACAGAGCUCGAGGUUCAAGCUGUUCAUUCGGAGCACGAAAAAAAUAUCGCAAAUGACACGUGGCGGCAGGAUCAGCUGGAAAAAUCAUCAGCGGAUCCAAAUCAUCCGUACUCAAAGUUUGGAACUGGACACCGUGGAACUCUGGACUCUGGACCAAAGCAAAAAGGGAUAAACGUGAGAGAAGCCCUGCUGGAAUUCCACAAGACCUGGUACUCGGCCAAUAUUAUGGCGUUGAGUAUUCUUGGAAAGGAAAGUCUCGAUCAAUUGGAGAAAAUGAUAGUGGAUAAGUUUAGUCCGGUGGAAAAUAAAGAAGUAGAGGCACCAACUUGGCCGGAGCACCCCUUUAAUGAUGAUCACUUUGGUAAAAAGUGGGUGAUUGUACCGAUUAAAGAUAUACGUGCUUUAAAAAUGACUUUCCCAUUGCCAGAUUUGAGCCAACACUUUCGUUCUGGUCCGGCGCACUAUGUAUCUCAUUUGUUGGGUCACGAGGCUGACGGAUCGCUCCUGUCAGCUCUUAAAAAAGCCGGCUGGUGUAAUGCAUUGGUUGCCGGGGAAAAACGAGCUGCCAGAGGUGGCUGCAAUUUUUUUUCCAUUUACGUAGACUUGACCGAGGAGGGAAUUAAUCACGUUGACGAUAUUGUUAAGCUUACUUUUCAGUAUAUAAACAUGCUGAGAAUUAACGGGCCACUUGAGUGGAUUUUUGACGAAUGCAAGCAGAUAGCUAACGUUGAUUUUAAUUUCAAGGAAAAAUUAUUGCCAAGAACAACUGUUAAUGUAACUGUACGUGCAUUGCAAAAGUAUCCAUUUGAAGAGGUACUCACCGGGCCUUAUUUGCCUACCGAGUGGCGUCCAGAUUUAAUAAAUACUGUCGUGGAUUGUUUGGUACCUGAAAAAAUUCGCAUUCACGUUGUGGGUAAAGUUUAUCAAAACAUCGCUGAUCAAUUGGAAUUUUGGUACGGGACUAAAUACGCUAUUCAAGUUAUUCCAAAAGAAAUCAUCGAGAGUUGGAGAAAUUCGGGAUUAUCUGACGAGUUAAAAAUUCCAAAUGCUAAUGAAUUUAUUCCCGAGUCAUUUGAAAUUAAAUGUAAUAGUAAUAGAGAAGAAAUAAAUAAAUUUCCAAAAAUAAUUUUAGACACUAGGCUGAUGCGUGUCUGGUUUAAACAAGACGACGAGUUUAAAAUACCAAAAGUAAAUCUUACUUUUGACUUUGUAAGCCCUUAUGCGUACCUCGAUCCUUGUAACUUUAAUUUAACAAAUUUAUACAUACAGUUGUUCAAAGACUCGCUUAAUGAGUACGCGUACAAUGCCAGUCUCGCACAAUUGAGCUGGGAAUUUAGUGCCAGUAAAAACGGUAUGACUCUUAUGGUUGGCGGAUACAAUGACAAACACCGGGUGCUGUUGAGUAAAAUAAUCGACAGGAUGGUUAAUUUUAAAGUUGACAAUCAGAGAUUUGAAAUAAUUAAGGAAAUUUAUAUAAGAAAUUUAAAAAAUUUUGAAGCUGAUCAACCGUAUCAGCAUGCUGUUUAUUAUUUAGCAGUUUUAUUGACCGAGCAAGGAUGGACUAAGGACGAAUUACUUGAAGCUACUGAAUUUUUAACUCUGGACAGGCUUGAGGAAUUUAUUCCAAAGCUGUUGACUAAAGUUCACAUUCAGUGUUUGAUUCACGGUAAUUUGACGGAAUCAGAGGCACUGGAAACAAUUAAAAUGGUUGAGAAUCAACUGACCAAGGAUCCACAGGACAGUGAAAAAAGUAAAACAAUAGUACCGUUAGUGCCGAAACAAUAUAUACUUAAUCGUGAAAUAAGUUUGGAUAAUGGCAGUCACUAUUUGUAUGAAAUAGAAAAUAAAUUACACAAAUCAUCGUGUACUGAAAUUUACUAUCAAGUGGGGUUACAAUCAACGGAAUCAAACAUCCAUCUGGAACUAUUGGGGCAGAUAAUAUCCGAGCCGUUUUUCGAUGUUCUCCGUACGCAAGAACAACUGGGUUACAUUGUAUUUAGUGGAAUACGUCGAGGGAAUGGAGUUCAAGGCCUGAGAGUAAUAAUACAGGGCGAUAGACAUCCCCAGUAUCUGGAAGAGCGGAUUGAAGCCUUUAUUCACUCGGUUCAGGAUCGAAUUGUUAACAUGUCCGAGGAUGAAUUCAAUCGGCAUAAAACUUCACUCGCCAAUCAACGUCUCGAAAAACCAAAAAAAAUGACUACACUGUCUGCUAUAUUUUGGAGCGAAAUAACUAAUCAGCAAUACAAUUUUGAUCGUGCAAACAUUGAAGUUGCCUAUUUACGUACCAUUACUAAAUCUCAAAUACUUGAUUUUUACAAUGAAACAAUAAAACAAUCACCUCAGAGACGUAAAUUGUCACUUCAUGUGGUAUCAACAGCCCCAGGUGGUGCCGGGUUCACUGAAAAAUCAUCAGAAGAAUCAUCAACAGCCCAAACUGAUGCAACAACUUUGCCAAUUAAGAUAACAGACAUCUUGGCAUUCAAAUCGAGUCAAUCACUUUUCCCAAUUAUAAAACCCUUUAUUAAUAUUCCAAGAAAGGAUCAAAAAUCUAAGCUUUAA